Protobothrops mucrosquamatus (brown spotted pit viper) is the source of this 2193-nucleotide messenger RNA. RefSeq names its product chromosome unknown C8orf37 homolog (gene CFAP418). NCBI's taxonomy places the organism in Eukaryota, Metazoa, Chordata, Lepidosauria, Squamata, Viperidae. Gene Ontology annotation, cellular component: cytosol. The record is from RefSeq and is a predicted model, not a curated record. Bases 2 to 664 code for a protein of 220 amino acids. The transcript has 6 exons.
GAUGGCGGACGACCUGGAUGCGUUGCUAGACGAAGUAGAGAACAAGUUCUGUCGUCUCUCGAGGCGGGAUUACUCGGAACGGCUCCGAGCCAGCCAGGGGCGGAAAAGGGACCGCCUUCUCGAGAAGGAAGAAGAAGCGGAAGCAGAGGCAGCCGCCGCGGGGGAGAGAGCCAGAUUUACCAAAAUAUUGACAAAAGGAGCCAAUGAAGAAGAGGAUAUUGAUGAAAUAAUUAAGGAUAUAGAUGAAAGUACUUAUAUCAGAAAUUUCACAAAACAAACUCCUAGAUUAUUCUGCUCAUCAUCUGAAAAUAACAAUACCUCCAUUCAAACCCUUGGUAAGAAAUGUUGCCCAGUAUACCUUGGUGGAAGCACCGCACCAUAUGGUAUUGGAACAAAUAUUUCACAGAGAACUUGUGAUCAGUUACGUUGCACUGCAUGUGACUUCCGUGUUUUGCAUUAUAAUGACUAUCAAUGGGACAAAUCGUGUGAUUACCUCUUUUUUAGGAAUAACAUGCCUGAAUUCAGCAAGUUGAAAACAAAGAUGCUAAUGAAGAAGGGAUCACGGGCCUAUGCCUGCCAAUGCACUUGGAGAUCUAUAGAUGAAUUAACAGAUCUCACUAUGGACCGACAGCUCCGUUGGGUUUGUAGCAAACAUAUUGGCUGAUGUUGGCUUACUUUCUGCAGUGUCCACAUCUGUAUGAAAAUCAUCUGUUCAUUGCUUGGCACCAUGUAGGGUGCACCAAGGAUGUUCUAUGUUUAUACUGCUGUUCCAGUAUAAAGUGAGCAUUUUGCCUCAAAAGCUUACUAAUUUGGCUCUACAUGCUCAGAGGCUUCCUUCUAAUUGCUGAUAGAACCAAGCUAGCAAAAUUGUUUUAGUUAAAGGUUACGUUGAUAAAGGUCUUUGGAUUUGAUAGCUCCUUCAAUGAAUACCAACAAAAGAAUAAUAAAACUGAAAAGAAAGAAAAGACGUGAAAUAAAAUCCUAAUUCUUUGACUAGAGCACUAGUUUAACAUAAAAAGGCUGUUAUGGUGUUUGAAAUUUAAAAUAUUCAGACACAAUAUAUUUCAAAGGAGAUUCUGACAAUUCUGUUUUUAUCCAACUGUUGUUAUAGUCAAAUUAAUGCAAACCUGCAGCAGUAUUAUCCUAAAACGUGUAUGAGAAGCUGAAUUAUACAAUUAAAAUAGGCUAGUUGAAACUGACAGGAAGACACUGUAGAUCAAAAAUUCUGAACAGCAUAAAUGCUAGAUACAAACUUUAUUCAUAAUGUUGUUUCAGUGCAUACACACAUGGAAGUAAGUCCCACUGGCACUUGCUUCCACGUAAACAUGCAUUGAAUUGGGCUAUAUAGUGUUUAUGGUCAUCUCACUAUUUGGUCAUCUUGCAAAGUUUUUCUAAUAAUGAGCAUUAGUAGCCAAAAGGUUUUCUGAAAUAAUAUUUUGAAUCAGCUAUUCUUUGUGAAAGGCACAAGUAUGCAUAAAAUUACAUGGAGGAUGAUUUCAUCUUACAGUUGCUAUACAGCAUUUAAGCUAAUCACAUUUGAGCGCUUUGUUUUAAAAUCAAAAUAUUAUAUAAAGGUUGUCCUGACUUACUGUAUCUGUUUUCCUCUUAAAAAAUAAUUGCAUUAUGAUUUGUUGAGUUAUAAUGACCUAAUGUGUCCUAAAUGUAAUUUUUGUUUAAAUAUUGUUUUUUCAACUUGUAAUAUGUUACAUCAUCCAAUAAUAUGCUCAUUUUUCUGUGGCACUGAAAAUUUAAAAAUGGAUUGUAAUUUAAAGAUUUAUAACAGGCCUGUAGUACACCAAGUGACUGAAAUAACAUGCUAAAACAAUAGCUGUUGUUCAUUAUCAGAAACACAUUAAACACAAAUAGGUACCAUUGAUUUCAGCUUUUUUAAUAGUAUGGCAUAUGUUUAGAAUUAUAGCACAAAAAAAUUUGGUAUUGUAAUACAAAUUAUACAAAUAAAAUCUGUUUAGAAUCAUACUACAGAUAAAUUAAUAGUUAAAACUACCACGUGGAAAUCAGCCCAUCAGAUUUUUUUUUCUGUAAUGCUACAAUAAUUAAAGUAUAUUCUUGGUAUAUUCAAGUAAAAUUAUUCUGUUCUUAUCAGUUGCUUAAUUCAUUUUCGUUUAUUGGCCCUGAUGAUACGGUAUUAUUUAGGUUAUAGAAUGUUCUAUAUAACUGCACUAUUGUUAAUAA